This is a messenger RNA of Clarias gariepinus (North African catfish), 2539 nucleotides long. RefSeq names its product HYLS1 centriolar and ciliogenesis associated (gene hyls1). The record is from RefSeq and is a predicted model, not a curated record. The coding region runs from base 329 to 2395 and encodes 688 amino acids. Lineage: Eukaryota; Metazoa; Chordata; Actinopteri; Siluriformes; Clariidae. Gene Ontology annotation, cellular component: centriole; non-motile cilium. Gene Ontology annotation, biological process: cilium assembly. The transcript has 7 exons.
GUGGCCGCUGUGUGUCAUUGUACUCACUGACUCUCUUGCAGUCUUGCUACCACGGUGUGGUGCUGUAGAAAUAGAAUCCCUUCGCAGGGAAGCUUAUUAGUGCUAAUCUCUUUUAAGUCACUCCACCUCUUUGGCUGCCAUCUGCCAAAGGCUCAGUAAAUGGACUGAGAUUUUCAGUGAAUUCUGUAAGCAAGCAACCCUCGGAAUAUAUAAUGCUUAUUACAGAGACCUAGAAAAUGUCUGUGAAGAUGAGAAUGAAUCUCUGUCCUCCUCUUUCUGGACUGACCAAGAAAGUGAAGACCAGGAAGAACGUUGUGUAAAGGAUGACAUGAUGGAGACUGAGUUCGAACUCUACAAGCAGGAAAUCACCAGAGAAGAGGAAUGGUGUAUAAAAGACGUCAGUGUAAAUGAGCAGACAGGAGAAAAGCUGCAAGAAGGUUAUGCUUGCAGAAACAGAGGAGAUAAUCAUUUCGACGAGCAAAGUAAGAAUGAGGAUUCAGAAAAACUAAGCGGUGAACAGGUGAGUCAUCAUGAUGAAAGCAACGUGAAAGCCAAAAUAAAAAAAAAUUAUGAAGACGUAGUGAAGAGAAAGAGUUGUAUAACAGGACCUGAAGAUGUGCAGAGUGAUGAUUAUAUCAAGAAAGGUUGUGCUGAAGAGGAAAUAUCAAGAAAUAAGCACCUAAUACUUGAAAAAUUACAUGAGUUUGUGGAGUGUAAAAAUGAAAAAAUUGAUGGUAAAGAGGAAGGAAAUGAUCCAGACAUAAAUGAAAAGGAGAAUGAAGAGGAAGACCAGAGCAAGUGUUUUUUUGAUGACAUAAGCAUGAGGUUGCAGAAGGAGUCUGAAAGCGAUGAUUUGGAGAGUGAAGAGGAAAUAGAAUAUUUUGUCAGUGAGAUUAGCGAGGCCUUAAUAAAGGGUGAUGAAUCAGAAGGAGAAAGUUUAAAAAUAUCUAAAGAAUGGAAAACUUUUGUAAAUCAUGAUGACAUUAGCAAACCAUUGAUGAAUAAUGAACAGAACUGUACAGAAGGACAAAAAUAUAAGAAGGAUCAAAACACAGAAAGGAGAAAUUCUUUAAUGUUCGAAAAUCAUUCAAAUUCCGACUAUAAAGAUGUCUUAUUUGUAAAUAUAGACAGCACUAACGAAGCAGGGUGGAUUGACGAAACGUAUACUAAGCACAGAGAAAACAACGGCUCUGCUGAGCAGGUUUGUAAGCAUAGUGCUGAUCCAUGUGAUGAGGGAGAAUAUGGUGAGGAUUGCCAUGGUAGUGUGAGCAGCCUUACAGCCAGCAUUUUAACCUCUGGAUAUGGAACCUAUAAACCAGAGUCCCUUAAAGAUGAUCUUGAUGUUGAAGAUGACUUUAGUCUGUUUGGACUGGAGAUAGACACUGAAAACACUCAGGAUGACCCCAUUCUGUCCUGGUAUCAAGACCCGCCUACUUCAGAACCAGCUGAGCAAAAGAAACCGUCAGAGUCAGUAAAUAAAGGUGAUUGGACUGCUUUUGACUCGGUCGUUACUAGCGAUAGCAAUAUGUAUAAUCACCCUGACCGAGUUCAGGGCACAACUGGUGAAAAUAGACUGACAUCUACUUCUGCAUGCACUGAGGAUUCCACUGAGAUUUCUCUUUCUGCAGAAAGUGUUCAUCAUGCAAAAAGUGAGAGGAAAGUCACAGAUAGUAUUCAUCUCAAAGUAACAAGAGAGAAUAACCAAAAUGUGGCAUUUUGCAGUGAAGACUGGAAAGACAUUGAAACGUUUCGUAUAUGCAAAAAACGUACAUUUAACACGAGACACGUUGACUGUAUGACAACAAUAAAAGCUGAAGAUGGACGCACAAGGCAGGAUUUCAACAAGAGAACGCAAGUAAAGUCGCAUCCUUUUAGACAACCAGUAAGUGAGCUAGAACAGCGUUUAGAGCAACUACAAGUUUCUGCUCCUCAUGAGCAAUGUGAAAGUUACUCUGAGAGUGAGGACACAAGCGGCUACAGUGACCGACACAGCUCUGCAACAGAGGAACUACCCACUGCCUUUCAAGUCUACCUUCAAGACAUGACGAGAUCUCGCAGUGAGAAUGACAUCAGACCUUGCCCCAAAUCCUUCAUUCGUCCAGUUAUGGAUCACCCACACACAAGAAACUUGAAGAAAACAGAUCCUGUUGCAAAGUAUUUCCAGUACAAACAAGAGUGGGAGAUGUUUAAGCCGCCUGGAGAGAAACGCAGAAAAGAGCUACACUGGGCCAUCAGGGAACAACUCGCAUACCAGCCUCCACCUCCAAAGCCCCAGAGAACAUAUGUCCCAAACACUUAUGUUGUGCCUACAGAGAAGAAGCGUUCUGCUUUACGAUGGGAAGUUCGAUACGAUUUGGCAAAUGGCAUAAUUCCUGCAAAAACACACUAUACAUAACAUAACUUAAUCAAAUGAUUUUAACCUCCAUAUUAAUUUAUAAGCUUUUUAUUUUUUUCCAUGUUUUCCUUUUGUUGUGUGAAUGAAAUAAUUGUCAUUUAGAUCAGUGUUUAUGAAAUAAAUUUUUUUAAUACAUAAUUGUUC